GCUGGGGAGAGAAAAUAGAGCGAGAAGGGGCGGGGCCGAGAAUGCGCGCGUUCUGGGCGGGGGAGGAGGCGAGCUGGGGAGCGCCGCGUCACGUCCGGUGGAGGUAGAGCCGGUGCGGAGGCGGCGCGGAACGCUUCAGUUGUGAGCGGGUCGGAAACCGGUGCGUCGUGUGAGGCUGCAGCGGAGCCUCCGUAAGAAGGCGCAAGAGGUUGGCAGCUUCACUGAAGCACAUCGAGCGGCGACAGCAGCCAGGAGUCAUGAGCGACAGCGGCGAACAGAACUACGGCGAGCGGGAAUCCCGUUCUGCUUCCAGAAGUGGAAGUGCUCACGGAUCGGGGAAAUCUGCAAGGCAUACCCCUGCAAGGUCUCGCUCCAAGGAAGAUUCCAGGCGUUCCAGAUCAAAGUCCAGGUCCAGAUCUGAAUCUAGGUCUAGAUCCCGAAGAAGCUCUCGAAGGCAUUAUACAAGGUCACGGUCUCGUUCCCGCUCCCAUAGACGAUCUCGGAGCAGGUCUUACAGUCGAGAUUAUCGUAGACGUCACAGCCACAGCCAUUCUCCCAUGUCUACUCGCAGGCGUCAUGUUGGGAAUCGGGCUAAUCCUGAUCCCAACUGUUGUCUUGGAGUAUUUGGGUUGAGCUUGUACACCACAGAAAGAGAUCUAAGAGAAGUGUUCUCUAAAUAUGGUCCCAUUGCAGAUGUGUCUAUCGUAUACGACCAGCAGUCUAGGCGUUCAAGAGGAUUUGCCUUUGUAUAUUUUGAAAAUGUAGAUGAUGCCAAGGAAGCUAAGGAACGUGCCAAUGGAAUGGAGCUUGAUGGUCGUAGGAUCAGAGUUGAUUUCUCUAUAACAAAAAGACCACAUACCCCAACACCAGGAAUUUACAUGGGAAGACCUACCUAUGGCAGUUCACGCCGUCGGGAUUAUUACGACAGAGGGUAUGAUCGAGGCUAUGAUGAUCGAGACUACUAUAGCAGGUCAUACAGGGGAGGAGGUGGAGGAGGAGGAGGAUGGAGAGCUGCUCAAGACAGGGAUCAGAUUUAUAGAAGGCGGUCACCUUCUCCUUACUAUAGUCGUGGAGGAUACAGAUCACGUUCCAGAUCUCGAUCGUAUUCACCUCGUCGCUAUUGAAGCAUGAAGCUGAAGACUUUCUGAAACCUACCCUACAGCUGGGAUAUUGUUUGUGGACAAUAUUUUUUAUUGUCUCGUUUAAAAAGUGAACAGUGCCUAGUGAAGUUAGGUGACUUUUACACCUUUUAUGAUGACUACUUUUGGUGGAGUUGAAAUGCUGUUUUCAUUCUGCAUUUGUGUAGUUUGGUGCUUUGUUCAAAGUUAAGUGUUUUCAGGAAAGUAUGUUUUGCAUGUAUUUUUUUACAGUCUAAAUUUUGACUGCUAAGAAGUUUCUAUUGUACAAAACUUCAUUUAAAAGGGUUUUUUACUGAAUCCAGGGUAUACUGAAGAUCGAAGCCUGUAUAAAAUGCUACCAAAUGGCAAAAAGCAACAAUAAACAGUUUGAUUUUUACUUUUCUUUCUAACAUAUCAGUGCUUAGCAGAACUGUUCAGAUUUUGUUGUCAGUAGUAAAUUUAAAGAUAAGAUGGCCGUUUUCUUCAGUCCAUGAAACAUACCAUACUUAAUAUACCUGCAACUAAGUGUUAAAAAUUAUGCUCUGUAACUCUGUACUGCUAGUGUUAGAACUAAAAAUCUUCCAAUACAACAAAUGCUUAAUGGCUUAUAUUAAUGUGGAUUUGUCAGCCUCUAUGUAAUCUGUAAUAACAUAUAUAGCAGGGAGUAAGAAGAGUUGCCCAAUAUAUGCCUUCAAAGGCUAUUUCUUAAAACUGUUAAAAGGGUAUAAUGGUAUUUCAAACAGCAAGUAACAAUACAUUCCACCACAAAUGUACUCUUGUUCUUCUAGCUUUAGACCAUAUGAAAAAACUGGGUGCUCCAAAGUAUGGGAUAAGAGAAGGGAACACUACACCUGUGUCAUGGAUGAACUGAAGACUUUGCCUGUUCAUAUUAUUUUCAGGUCCUUUGCUUACCAAAGGAAGCCCAAUUUCACUCAAAUGUUUUGAGAACUGUGUUUAAAUAAAUGCAAAUGAAAA
Nycticebus coucang (slow loris) is the source of this 2093-nucleotide messenger RNA. It is a transcript of the gene TRA2B, whose product is annotated as transformer 2 beta homolog. Lineage: Eukaryota; Metazoa; Chordata; Mammalia; Primates; Lorisidae. Gene Ontology annotation, cellular component: spliceosomal complex. The record is from RefSeq and is a predicted model, not a curated record. Gene Ontology annotation, biological process: positive regulation of mRNA splicing, via spliceosome. The coding region runs from base 258 to 1124 and encodes 288 amino acids. The transcript is spliced from 9 exons. Gene Ontology annotation, molecular function: RNA binding.